CGCCGUUCCCUUCGUCUUCUUGUCCACCCUCUUCCUACGCUUACAAAACCGCGCAUCCAUCAUCAUGGAAGUAGACGAUGAAGAAUUGCGGCCCUUGAAGGACCUGCUGGAUGAUUUAUGCGCCUCUUCUUUGCCUAUCACCAAAGAGAAAAUCUCUAAGGUGGCUGAAUGCGCGCUGCGAUACGUGCAAAAGUAUAAAAAGGUGGUGCACAUGAUCGAACGGUAUGCCAAGCAUUACGCCGGAGUCCGCUAUCGUUCGGCCGUCAUUUGCGUGAUCGACUCCCUUUGCACGAAAGCGCACCGGGCGCACAAAGAAAAAGAUGUCUUCAUACCCCGGUUUCGCCUCCGCCUGCUGGAGACAUUGCAAGGCGUGACGACCUUGGAAGGUCGUUCGGAGCGGGCUUUGAUGGACCGAAUUUUCGUGGAGUGGCGAAAACGAGGAUGGUUCGACGUCCCACCCUUGGCAACGCUGGCGGGCGAGAAGGAGGGAAAACCGACGCGCGGCACCCAAAACCCCCAAGGACAGGAAGGGCCCCGCAAAAGAGGGAAAAAGCGAACCGGAAGCACGGAAGUGCUCGAGUCCACCACCCCGCCGUACGACCCGCCCAGGACAAGCCGCGGGGUGCCGGGGAGGCUGACAGAGGACGGCAUGACCUCCCCCCAAAAUGAGGAAG
Messenger RNA from Nannochloropsis gaditana CCMP526, 674 nucleotides. RefSeq names its product b chain of rna processing factor scaf8. The annotation marks the transcript as partial. The record is from RefSeq and is a predicted model, not a curated record. The transcript has a single exon.